Brassica napus (rape) is the source of this 4845-nucleotide messenger RNA. RefSeq names its product protein FAR1-RELATED SEQUENCE 5-like. The record is from RefSeq and is a predicted model, not a curated record. NCBI's taxonomy places the organism in Eukaryota, Viridiplantae, Streptophyta, Magnoliopsida, Brassicales, Brassicaceae. Gene Ontology annotation, molecular function: zinc ion binding. The coding region runs from base 1661 to 4156 and encodes 831 amino acids. The transcript has 2 exons.
UAUUAGAGUCUUUUUUGUCUAGCUCCAGUUGAUUGAUUGAUCUAACUCUAAUACUGUUUCUUAUUCACUCUUUUCCUGAAACAUAUUCCGUGAACUCUGAGGUAUCUUAUCUCCUCCAUAACUUGAUCAUGAUCCGAUUCUGCUUGUAGCAAACUAGGUUAUGAGUAGAGGAUUUUAGCAUUUUAGAACACGCAACAAGUAAAGCUUUACUGAUUGUGUUGUGUGUUUAUUCACUCUACCUUUUGAGGGUCUUGUCACUCCUCACUGGCGUGUUUUCCGAUUCCCUCAUUAGAAUCAAUGUCUUGAGUUUUCUGACUGUGUUGAGUUUUUGCUUUAGCCUUUGCCGGUCUGAUCACUUUGCUCUGGCAUUUAUACAGACAACCAAUGCGGUUCAACGUAGUAACUAGGUUGCUAGAAACAGGCAACAAUCUUUUUUUUUUUUUUUUUUUGCUUUUGGCUUUUGGCUUUUGCCUUUGAACGUGCCUCAACAUCCCUUGUCUCCGUUUCUUCUUUCCCGCUUAAUCCCAACAGUCUUUCAUCAAUGUGACAUAUGUAUUAUACAUUGCUUAGUUCUUUGUAAAUUAUAUAGUCUUGCCUUCUUGGCAUCUUUUUUCUAUAUAAAUCACAAGUUUAUUGAGGAAAGAUUCUUAGAAACAGAUAAGAUAUUUAUCCAUUUGGAAAGUUUUGCAAAAUGUCAUUGCCAAAGCACUAGUUGAGGUCUGAAAGCCUUAUGAGCAGAAGUAAUAAAUAACUCGGGGAAGAAGCGGGGUAGAGGAAUUGGUCAACUCAUCAGGCUCAUGACCUGAAGAUUACAGGUUCGAAUCAUGUCCCCGCACUAAGUAAGGGUUUCAUUCUGCAUCACUGUCCCCGUCGUUGUAGUAGAUAACGUUACGCAAUUGUAAAGUGAUUUUCCAUUUUUUCUAAUAAUACUGUGAUUACUAUUCUUCUCAUCUCUACUGGAUAAUAAAAUUACAGAAUGAACAAAAAAAAAUAAGGAUAAGAACAUGGGAAUGUGUGAAACUUAGGAAAAAAAGACAACAUAUUGUUAUUGUCGUUUUCCCAAAAUUCUCAAGUCCGUAUCAAUUAAGCACACCUCUUUAGUUAGCUUGUGUAGAUGAGACCAAAAUAAAUUAAACCGAACUAAACCGUAAAUCGAUUUAAAUUUCCCUUAACAAAUUGAGAACCAUUUUUUAAUGUGAUAUGAUGCAUCCCGAGAAACGAUCACUUUCUUGGAAAACGAACAAAAGUAAGAAGAGAAAGAAGGAAAGUAAUCUAUAUUGACCCCGUUGGAAAUUUUGUAUUCUCGAUACCCCAAUUCUUUUCUAACUACCCUACCAUAUUUCUCUUCUCUUUAUUAUUCUCAGCUAUUAUAUUAUUAUCUAUUUCUUGCUGACCUCACACCUUACUUUCUAAUUUUGAAAUACUUUCUAAUUUUAGAAAUAGAAAGCGGACCCUUCAUCCUCCCACAUAAAAUCCAUAAUUAAUGGACACUUAACAAGCGAUCCCACACUCCAUCUACCUCUCUCCUUCCCACAGGUGUCCAUCUGUUCCUUUUUUUUUCAGAUUAUGCUCCAUUUUUUCCAACCACCUGCGAAUUCUUCUUCCCCUUCAAGCUCCAUUGGCGUUUUUUGGAGGUUAUUUUGACGAAAAUUGGAAAUCUAUGGCCUCACCUAUUACAAUCAUAUGUUUUGAUUACGGAGGAAGUUACAUCAAAGAUGGGGGUGAGAGAAGAUGGAUCUCGGGAGAAGAUGAAAUUCACACUCUAGUGAUGAAGACAGCUGUGGAAGAGAUUACGUAUUCUGAAUUGGUUGAAAGUAUAUGCAGAAAGAUUAAGGCAAAUAGAGAUGGGAUGUUGAAGAUUAGUUACUUUCCAAUGGUAUUGUAUUCGAACAAGCCAUCAUAUAUUUGGUGUGAUGAAGACGUUUUGGGUUAUCUCAUGCAAGUAAAUCAUGAUAAAUGUAGAAGUGUUUUACAUGUGGAGAUCAGCAGCGACAUGGAUGAUACAUAUGGUGGUAUGUCACUUUUAGGAGAUGAUGAUGAGACUGAUGAUAGCUAUGUUGGUCUUUCUGAUGAAGAUGAUGAUGAAACUGAUGAUAGCUAUGUUGGUCUUUCUGAUGGGACCGAGGAAGAUGACACUGAGCAAGAUGGAACUGAUCAGGAUCAUGAGAUGGAUGGUGUGGUCGCGCUUUACACACCCGAACAACAUGAAGACAUUGAGAUGCAUGAGAAUUUAGAGCAUGGGUAUGAAGGAACAGAAGUAAGAGUGGAAGAAGAAGCUGGAGGAGCGGAAGUUGAAGCUGCAAGAGCCGGAGUUGCAGCUGCAAGAGGAGGAGUUGAAGCCACGGCUGCAGUAGAAGAAGAAUGGGAUGAUGGUCUCGAUUUGGUUAAGGGUCAAGAAUUCAGAACUAAGGUAGCCAUGCAAGUUCUAGUUCAGAGGGGUGCACAUAAGAAUGGUUUUGAGUAUGAAACAUUGAAGUCCGAUACUGUGAGAUUUGUGGCAAAAUGUCGAGGAGCCAAAGAAGGUUGCAAGUGGUAUUUGCGUGUAGUAAAGCUUAAGAAUUCAGAUCUUUGGACGGUUAGAACUUACAACAAGUCUCAUACAUGCUCAGUAGUAACUACAAGUACCCUUAGAAACAGAAGGAGAGGCACACCACAUGUUGUCGCAUCUGUUUUGAGUGAAGAAUAUCCCGGUAGAUAUGACACACCAACACCAGCUGAUCUGAUCAGUAUGGUUACCCACAAGGUUGGUGUUGAUGUGUCGUAUGCCACAGCAUGGAGAGGAAAAAGGAUGGCUGCUAAUGAAGUCCGAGGUACUCCGGAAGAGAGUUUUUCUAUGAUACACUCCUACAUGUACAUGCUUAAGUUGAAGAAUCCUGACUCAGUAAGUUAUGUUGAAGUGGAUGCGGCAAAAAGAUUUAAGUAUCUAUUUUUCGCAUUUGGAGCUUCCAUAGAAGGAUUCGCAGCGAUGAGGAAAGUUAUCAUUGUGGAUGGAACACAUCUUAAGCAUGUUUAUGGUGGAGUUCUGCUUGUUGCGACGGCUCAAGAUCCGGAUCGUCACCACUACCCUAUCGCAUUUGGUGUAGUUGAUGGUGAGAAAGACGAAAGCUGGAUGUGGUUUAUGAAUAAGUUGAGGUCAGUGAUAGCAGAUGAAGGCGAAUUGGUGUUUCUUUCGGAUAGAAAUGCGAGCUUGAUCAAGUCAAUACGUGAGGUGUUCCCAAUGGCUGCACAUGGGUAUUGUAUCUGGCAUUUGUCUCAAAAUGUCAAAGGACAUGUUUUCAACAAUAGAGACGCUUGCGCAAGCAAGUUUACAGAGUGUGCACAUGCUUAUACAGUGGCUGAGUUCGAUGAUCUCUACGAUGCCUUUUCCAGAAGGUAUCCUUCUGCUGCGGCGUAUCUGGAGAAAAGUGUUGAAGUGAGAAAAUGGGCAAGAUGUUACUUUGAAGGAGACAGAUACAAUGUUAACACAACUAAUGCAGCAGAAUCCAUUAAUGGUGUUCUUCGGGAAGCGAGGAAAUUCUUCAUGCUACCGAUGAUUGAUGUUAUCAUCAAGAAAAUGACUGAAUGGUUUAACAAACAUAGGAAGAAGGCAGCUGAAAUACCAGUCACAAAGAAGCUUGUGCCAACAGUGGAAAAGGAGUUGUCAAAAAGAUGUUUGGAAGCGAGGUGUUUAGAUGUUGUUGAGAUAAACAGCUUCCACCUUGAGUACAAUGUCAAUGGUAGUGACGGAAAGAUUUAUACGGUUGAUUUGGCAAGAAAAAUGUGCACCUGCAGGUGUUUUGAUCUAGACAAAAUCCCAUGUGUUCAUGCUGCUGCUGCUGCCAAGUUCUUGAGCGUAGGAAGAGAUCUUCAUCUACAAGAGUUUUGUUCAAAAUACUAUUUGGUGGAGUUGUGGGCAUUGGCAUACUGUAGGACGAUUUAUCCAGUUCCUCAUAUGUCUGAAUGGGUCAUACCUGAUGAGAUUCGAGCACUUAAAGUUCUUCCCCCGGUAUACGAAAAAAAGAAAGGACCCACUCAAAAGCAAAGGUUUCCAUCAGCCGGAGAAUCUCGUGGACGGAGAAGAGGACGCGGAAGGGGAAGAGGCAGGGGCAGGGGAAGGAGAGGCGGACGUUUGCAUGAGUAUUUUGAAUGUGGAAGUACUUUUUCCCCCACUGAGUAACAUGGAACUCUUGUACUAGGUAACACUGCACUACUCGGUAUUACUGUGAACUACUAUGUGUAAUAUGGACUACUCGGUACUACUGCGAACUACUAUGUGUAAUAUGGACUACUAGGUACUACUUUGGACUACCUUGAACUACUUUGAACUACUUUGAACUACUUUGAAUUACUAUGUAGUAUGCAUGUUUCAAAGAACUUUUGUUUUCGUCUUAUUAUUUAUUUUUAGUAAAAAAUAUCUCAUAUAUUACGAGAUUAUAUGGUCAUAUUUGUGUUUAUUUGCCAAAUUAGACAUAAAAUACUCUUAAAUUCUGAAAUUAGUUGAAAACCUCUCAUUUCUAUAGAAAACAUCCUUCUACUUCUAUACUAAUGUCUUGAUGUGAAGGCCAUAAUAGGAUGAAAUUCAGAAAAUACGCAUUUUAUUUAAAAAAAUUAUGUCAGUGUGUUAUAUAUAAUCUAAAAUUGUCUAAAUACAUUUGUAUUACUAAUAAAUUUAAUUUCUUCAGGUUGUAUUACUAAAAAAUGUUCUGAUUUACAAAAAUAUUACUAUGAAGAAUGAAAUAUUACUACUUCCUUGAGUACUACUAAGAGUAUUCAAACAUGUUUUGUUUAAUAUUAUAUUUUACACGUUUUAGACAUGUGCUAUUUUUUUUUCUUAUAUUUUACACGUUUUACACGUUUUAUACAUGU